This is a messenger RNA of Racocetra persica, 439 nucleotides long. The record is from the annotation of a GenBank genome assembly. Lineage: Eukaryota; Fungi; Glomeromycota; Glomeromycetes; Diversisporales; Gigasporaceae.
AUGGCCUCUUUUAUUAAUAUUAAUUCGGAUACUGACGAUACCUUUGAGGAAAUUGAUUUUAACGAAAUAAAUAAACAAAGCGAUGAUGAUAAUAUUGAAGAAAUUGCUUACUUUACCAAAAAUUUAACUGCAAGGCAUAUUCAAUUUUCAGCUAUUUCUGUUGAAUAUCCGCCUACUGAUCUUGAAGGAUACGCAAUUAUAUAUAACUUUAUUGACAAUGAAAAUUAUUCUGAAGAGCGAUGUAAAGAUGAUAUUCAAAUUCAAAAAUUAAUGAGAGACAAAGCUCGAGUUGUAUUUCAUGAUAUCCAAUACUCACAAAGUGGUAAAGGUGGAAGUUCUAAUAUCAAUUGUCCAUUUUUUGAUAAAUCUAAUAAUGAAAAAGUACAAGUUAUUAAAGAUCAGCAAAAAUGUGAAGGUGUUAAUGUCGUGCUGUGGACCA